UGARAAAUGAGGUGCUCUGUUUAGUAGCAACCACUCAUGCAUCACAAAAAGCCUCUUGGCUUCAACAGAGUUAGUAAAACAGGAGAACAGUCUGCUUUAAAAAAUAGUACAGCUGAUUCAAUCUAACUGGACAGGUGGAGAAUAGACGUUGACCUGCAGUAGCUUGAAUUAAGGACUAUUAUUGAAACCUAAAAACAACAACCGCUCUCUGAUGAUUGGAUCAUCAAUCUGCGCUCUGAUUGGUCCACUGGACUGUCACUCAGGGUUCAUUUAAGUGGAGGAUUUACGCAUAGCGACUAAUCUUCGCUUCAGGUUACAGACGCGCAGGAUUUGUGCCGCAGAGCGGAGACGCAGAGGGAGCAUCUGUUGGAAUAACGUUGCAUCCGGUGGAGAAAGCAGCUCGUUUCUGCCCCUCAUUGAACACAGAAGUCCAUGGAGCCUCAGUGGGUGUCGUGACUGCUCCUCACCGCCUCUCACUCUGCAGAAGAUUCCGCGGUGAAGUUGCCGCAGCAUCCAUCCCCCGGCAGAGCGCGCGCUCCAUCCUCCCGCAAACACCAUGGGCACCGUCCUCUCCAUAUCUCCCGCGACCAAGAAGGCGUCCAUCAUCGACGCCGAGGCCACGGGGGACGCGCUCAAGAACGACAAGAGCCUCAAGCGGCACUCGAUGUUUGUGUCCCUGUCCUGGAAGAAGCUGGUGGCCAAUUCGGCGAAGAAGAGCGCGAAGAAAGUGACCCCGAACCCGCUGCCCGCGCGCGAGCUCCCCUCCAGCCAGGCAGUGGCGCAGCUCAACACCGAAAACAGCAGGAAGACGCACCAAACCGAGGAGAGGAAACCGAAGGCCCCCAUCCCGGUCCCGGUGCCCAGGGUGCCCACGCUGAACGGUGACGGCGCGGUCCAGAACGGGAGGCUGUCCACGGUCCAGAAGCAGCCCAGCAGCUUCUCUCUGCUGUCGCCCAGACGGAUCGUGAUCCAGGCKUCCACCGGGGAGUUGCUCCGGUGUUUGGGGGACUUCAUGUGCCGCAGGUGCUACAAGCUGAAAGAGUUAAACAGCGGCGAGGUGGUGAUCUGGUUCCGGAACAUCGACCGGACUCUGUUGAUGCAGGGCUGGCAGGACAUCGGCUUCAUCACGCCGGCCAACGUGGUGUUCGUGUACCUGCUGUGCCAGGACGCGAUCACGGACAGCAUCGMGAGCCCGGCCGAGCUGCAGGGCGCSUUCCAGACCUGCCUCUACCUCGCCUACUCCUACAUGGGCAACGAGAUCUCGUACCCGCUCAAGCCCUUCAUCAUCGAAUCCAACAAGGACGUGUUCUGGGAGACCUCGCUGCGCAUCAUCGGCCGCCUGAGCGCCAAAAUGCUGCAGCUGAACGCGGACCCGCACUUUUUCACCGAGGUCUUCCAGGACCUGAAGAACCAGCGCGACUCCAGCGAAUCGAACCUGGACCGCUGACACGGUGGGACCCGAGCAACAAAUGGAUGAAUGUAAAAACAGGUGACUGCGGGAAGGCCGGGGAUGAAGGCUUCUCCACGUCUGGGCUCAACACGUCCAUCAUUAAUGUUACACAACUUCAAUCAAUAUGGUGUUUAGGUUACAACGUGAAAAAAAAA
Messenger RNA from Austrofundulus limnaeus, 1605 nucleotides. RefSeq names its product cyclin dependent kinase 5, regulatory subunit 2b (p39) (gene cdk5r2b). The coding region runs from base 557 to 1447 and encodes 296 amino acids. Gene Ontology annotation, biological process: axon guidance; brain development. Gene Ontology annotation, molecular function: cyclin-dependent protein serine/threonine kinase activator activity; protein kinase binding. NCBI's taxonomy places the organism in Eukaryota, Metazoa, Chordata, Actinopteri, Cyprinodontiformes, Rivulidae. The transcript has a single exon. The record is from RefSeq and is a predicted model, not a curated record. Gene Ontology annotation, cellular component: protein kinase 5 complex; growth cone; cytoplasm.